This is a messenger RNA of Diospyros lotus (date-plum), 3144 nucleotides long. Its product is annotated as protein BLISTER. The transcript has 13 exons. Gene Ontology annotation, biological process: regulation of growth. Bases 368 to 2740 code for a protein of 790 amino acids. NCBI's taxonomy places the organism in Eukaryota, Viridiplantae, Streptophyta, Magnoliopsida, Ericales, Ebenaceae. The record is from RefSeq and is a predicted model, not a curated record.
AAAUAAGAGAGAGAGAGAGAGAGAGAGAGAGACGGGGGACGAGAGAAGAGAAGAGAUCUCUCCUGUUCUGUUCGAAUAAACACUCUUCCGCCAACCUCUCCUCUCCGAUCAGAUCGGACCUCUUGUCUGCAAAUUAGGGCUUUGUUUUUCUCCCCAAUUUUUCAAAUUUUCAAAUCUUUUUGGCCGUUAAACCCAGCCCUUGCCUUUCGAUCAAUUCUUCACAUCACGCCGUUUCGGUUCUCCUGGUUUGCAUUUCCUGAUCUGAAUCGGAUUCGCACGUUCUGGGGUUUGUUUGAUGUCGAUUCAGAGAGCUGGGGGAAAUUGAUGAACCAGAGGAGAUUCGAGGUUGUGAUUUGUGUGCGUUUGAAUGGCGUCGGCUCAGGUUUUGCCAAAUUCGGGCGCUUCGGCGAGGAAGCAAGGGCAUCUGGAAGCUGGAAAGCGACGGCUUGAAGAGUUCCGUAAGAAGAAAGCUGCUGAUCGAGCUAAGAAGGCUGCAUCUACAAGCCAAAAUACUGCUAAUGAUCUGCAUGAGAAGCAAUCUUUAGAUAUUGAACAUGUAAGGAUUGCAGAUUCUAGUGGAGCUGGAACAUCUGACGGAAUGGGCGAAAGCGAAGCAACUGAGUUUGCCCAGACCAGUGAUAUAUGUUCUAGUGAUGCCCAUGCUAGUCCACCCUUGCCAACAGACCAUUAUAAUUCAUUUUCUGCAGAAACAAUGCAGCUAUCUGCUGUGGAUAAAAAAAUUAAUAGGUAUGAUGAGUUACGUUCUUCUGGAACUGUAAAUGUGAAUCAUCUCCCUCAACCAUUGGAGAAGAAUGAUGACAACAGCAUUUCUGCCAGAACCUUUGCAACACAUACAUAUGGGCUUGUAUCUGACCAAUCUGAUGCUUCUCAUCUUCAAGUCAGCCUGGAAAUUAAUGGCAAUUCAGGUCAAUCUAAUCAUUAUGGUUUGCAGGAAGCUCGUUCAAAAGAUAAUGGUAGUCUUUUGAAGGAGUUCACAAUUUCAAGUCCUGCUACUUCUCAUGUUACAGUUGCUAAUUUAUCUUCUGAGUAUUCUGGUGGUAUUCCACUGCAAAACAAGUUUGCUUAUUCCAGCCCACUGACUAGUGGUCUGACAUCCUUGUAUGAUGAUUUUAAUCGCCCAUCCACCAAAAUGACAGGGUCUUCUUUUGAAGUUGGACAAAACAUACAUGCCAUUCCAGAAUCCAGUAAUACCAUGAUUUCUGAUAUUGGGCAAAGAAAGUAUGGUAACUCUCUUGAUCAUUUUCCUAGUGGAAACAGCACAUCAUUAUGGCUGCCUGAAUCUCAAUCUGCUUCCAGUUUUGUUAGCAGAAGUUCAUCUAGUCAUGCCCCACUUUAUCCAGCUGUAGCUGAAACAAACACUAGGAGAUCCCGUCCAUCUUUCCUUGAUUCUAUGAGUGUUCCAAGAGUUCCACUUACUGAUUUAGGGAGAGUUGAAUCAUCUGCUUCUGAGACGUCAUUUACUAAUCCUGAAACAUCUCAACCUUUUUCCAAGUUGAUGGCUCUGAAGGAAGCUAAUGCUUUUGAACCUUCUGUGACCUCAUCAGUAUUUGCUGGAAACGGGAAUGAUGCAUAUAGGCAUACAUUCAGGGAGAACAGUGUGGAGAGGAAGCACGACUAUUAUUCUCAAAAACAGGAUGAAGACUUUGCUGCUUUGGAACAGCAUAUUGAAGAUUUGACACAAGAAAAGUUCUCCUUGCAACGAGCUCUUGAGGCAUCACGAACUUUAGCAGAGUCUUUAGCUGUCGAAAAUUCCUCAUUGACUGACAGUUACAAUCAACAGGGAAGUGUUGUGAACCAACUAAAAUCUGACAUGGAGAAGUUACGGGAGGAAAUCAAGUCCCAACUAGCAGAACUUGAGUCAGUAAAAGUUGAAUGUGCAAAUGCUCAACUAGAAUGUAAUGCAGCUGAUGAGCGUGCCAAGUUGUUGGCUUCUGAAGUUAUUGGCUUAGAAGAGAAGGCGCUCAGACUGAGGUCUAGUGAGCUAAAACUGGAGAGGCAAUUGGAGAACUCACAAGCAGAAGUUUCUUCCUUAAAAAAGAAGUCGUCAAGCCUUGAGAAAGAGCGGCAAGAUUUGCAAUCAACUAUUAGUGCUCUCCAGGAAGAAAAAAAGCUUUUGCAAGCUAAGAUACGUAAAGCUUCUGGAAAUGGAAAGGUACUUGAUGUUAGCAAGAGCCUCACUAAUAAAAAGGAUGUGUCGACUUCUACACAGGAUUUAGUCAAUGAGGGCAAUGCAGAUUCUACAGAUGAUGUUCCAAACCUGGAAAUGCACAGUGAUGCGCCUCUUCUUCAUAGUGAUGUUUCCAUUUCCUCCAUGCUUACUGAUAAUAGAGAGUUCAAUCUUCAAGUUUCAUCUUCAGAUAUUCCACCUGAUCAGAUGAGGAUGAUUCAAAAUAUUAACACCUUAAUUUCCGAGCUAGCAUUGGAGAAAGAAGAAUUGAUGCAAGCAUUAUUGGAUGUAUCAUCUGAAAGUUCCAAGCUUAAGGAAUGGAACAAUGAAUUAUCCCGAAAGUUGGAAGCUCAGACACAAAGAUUAGAACUUUUGACUGCUCAAAGUAUGGCAACUGGAAAUGUUCCAACUAGGCCACCUGAUUCUCGCAGCAUUCAUGACAACACUCCGUAUGCAGAUGAAGGCGAUGAGGUGGUGGAGAGGGUACUGGGUUGGAUAAUGAAGCUCUUUCCAGGAGGACCCGCAAGGAGGAGGACGAGCAAGCUUCUUUGAUUUAUAUAUAUAACCCAUGCCAGCUCGAGUGAAAUCUUAUUGCAGAUUCCUCCCCACCCCUAUUUUUGGUAGUACAAGGAGGUUGCAGUCUGUAUAUUGUGAGUCAGUGUUAUUCAGUCCAUUCUUUUUGAUAGUAGAGAGUUUGUUAUGAGAGCCUUUCCAAUUAAUUGGCGGAUGCAAAUGUCAUUUCUCUUAACAGAUCUUGAAAUAAACAUGGCCCCUUUUGUUGCAUACCUAAGUCUGCUUUUGUAACUUGGGUCUAAAUUCUGAGUGAAGAAGAGCAAAGUUACCACAUUAUAUAGAAAGAGAGGGAGGGAGAAUGUUUGGUUAAAGAGUCAAAAUAUGGGAGAGACUGUAAAAUGCAAUUUUCUUGAUUCAUAAUAGCUUUGAUUUUUGUUGUGGCA